CAAUUGCUACUGCAAUUGCAAUUCAGUUAGUAUAAUUUUUAAGUCUAGUUUACAGCUGUUUUUGUUGGCUGUAUGAAUUUUCUGACACAAGUGAUGGAGGCUUUAUACUAAGAAUAAUUAUGUUAGUUAAAAACUAUAAAUAGUAUGUGUAUUUACUCUGUUUCUAACUUCAUUUAUAACAUUUGCCAUAUGUAAUUACUAUUUUCAAAAUUUCUUCUGAUUUAUGUGCCAUUGUUUGUAAUACAAAGAUUAAAAAGAUAUGGCCAAACGCUUGCAAUACUCAAAGGGCCUCUUUCGUAACCUAAUAGUCUACAAUUGGGGAAAUUGUUACUCAAUUUAAAGCAAUAAGGAAUGCUCUAGGUAUUAAGGCCGUCGACAUACUGGCUGUAAAGAUACAGUCGUAAUAAUUCUUGACACUACAUUAGAUUAGAUAAGCAAUCAUCCACUUGACAUAACUUAGAUCUUUAUCGAAUUCUUUCACGUUUAUUUAACUCAGUCUAUCUUGUUAAAAUGGUCUCUCAACUCAACUUUAAAAAGGAAGUGGUUCUCAAUUCGUCUAUAAUUUGUUUUUUUAUGUUUGUGACUUAAGAACUUUGGACUAGAUAAAUCAAUAUUGUUGAUUAAGUUUUCAUUCAAUAACUGUUUCAUUUUCAAUUUCAUUAAGAUUUUUGCUCAUACUAUUUCAUUCACUGUAUCCGUAAUACCAAGGAUUAUCAUUAUUAUGUGUUGAAGUUCGGUCUCCAGGAAGCUAAAGUCCAGUCGUAUGACUUUUGAGAACCUUUUACUUGAGGCAGGAAUAAAGGUGGUGAUGCAAAUUAAAUUGCUGCAUGACAUAGUGAACACUUCAGUUUUAUUACCAGAGCGUUUGUUGAACGUGGUGUUUAUAGCCAUCACUCUUUACUGGUUACUGAGAACUGCAGCUCCCCACAGUCCUAAGCCCAUAGUUGUCUAGCAAUAAUAUUUGAUUCUAUGUUACAAUUAAUGACAAUGUUUAAAAUCUCGAUACAAAAAAUAGGCAUCCCUGUAAAAGACCACAUGGGUAUGUGGUCUUAAAAUUAACAGAUGGCCUGUCAGGUUCUCAAAGCUUCAUAUUAUUACACUAAUCUCGUGAGAAGGAAGCGACAUCAUAUUACAACCGAUCUCCUUGUCAGCUUCCUUCAAAUUGUAGUAGGCAUUUAGAACAAUAACACUGUCAAGAAUUGUUUAGGUGACUGUUGAAGUUUUAAGAGGGUAAUUAGAGGCUAAUACAACCAUGACAUGGAGAUAAUUUUGAAAGUUUAAAUGAUUAGCAGUUUUUUUGUUAAAUAGGGUAACUGACCUACAGCGAUUAUCAAGUAUGUUUGUAAAAACCACUUACGUUAUAAUGAUAUAAGAAAUGUGAACAGUAAUGAUGUAAUUUACAAUUAUAGCUGAAGGUGUAUGCUCUCAUCUAUUCCAUAGGUUCUAUCGUUUGUUUUUAUAACGAUCUAUUUAUUUUCUGAUUGUAUCUCUCAUAUAUCCUGGUUGAGUUUUUAUUCCCAUUAACGUCGCUUUGUGUUGUUUGGUUUUUUCUUGCCAAUGAUGUGACAAUAUGGUACUGGUUUCAAACUACAAAAGAUUUUUUAUUCUACAGACUCUCAGUUGUUAGACUGUUAAAUAUUCUCGAAAACUACCUUUCUAUACGUGGAAACCUGUUGCGUUUUAAAAGACCUCUCCAAAAUCUACCAUUGAUGUAAUCGUUCAUCCUUAAUCAUGUGGUCUGAUCAACCUUACUAGUUCUAAGGUAUUAAAGUGAAAAAAGCAUUGCACUGUAAUGCGCUUAUAUCUCGAAUCUCGUUAUCAUGCUGACCCAUAUGUAAACUUAUUACCACUAAAUGUGUUUCAUGCGGCGAUAAGCUUUACAUACUACUUAAUGCCUCUUAUCACAGAUAUUUCGUCGCUCACUUAUGUUAGACUUACACUGAAGACUGCGAAAAAAGUGACGGACUAGUUUUAGUUUUUUCAUUAAUACAUGUUCGUGCCGUCGAAUCUCGCUUAUCAUAUUGUGAACGAGAGUGCGGUGCGUCAAGUGAAAGAGGAGGCGCGCAUACAAGCGGCGUGCGGUCAUCAUUCCUUCAUAGCGGGAGCCGUGGCCCGCUGGCAGACCAAGAAAAGACUUUACAUUGUUUCAGAAUACAUUCCUGGUGGUGAGCUGCUAGCCUUACUCGACAAAUACGGCAGGUUACCUGAAGACCUCGUCAAGAUAUUCGUCGCAGAAAUUGCUAUUGCUAUCGAUUUUCUUCAUAACGCUGGCGUUAUAUACCGUGAUUUGAAACCCGAGAAUAUACUGCUUGAUUCUGAUUACCAUAUACGUUUGAUAGACUUUGGAUUGUCUAAGUGGCUGUCCAUCGGAUCGCGCACAACCACGCUCUGUGGGACCCUGAAGUAUAUGGCCCCGGAGGUUCUGAGUCGCGAGCCCUACGGUCAUGCAGUGGAUUGGUGGUCGCUGGGCGUUCUUACCUGCCGGAUGUUGACUGAUGAGUACCCAGCGCCUGCCAUUGGCAAGAGAGCAACGCCUGACUACGAGCUUACGCACGUUCCGAAUAGGAGUCCUACGAAUAUGGCGGCGUGUUCUAAUAGCAACGGGGAUAAUGAGCAACGGCAUCAUCUCAUUCAGCCUAUAGCUGGUACUCUGCCAAAGAGUGCAACCUCUUUGUCGAAUGCGGCACGAGGACUCCUCAUGAGAUUACUAGAACGAGAUCCACGGGUGCGGAUGCGGAACUUAAGGCAAUUGCAGCAGUCGGCAUUUUACAUGAAAUUUAACUUUGAACAUGUCAAAACCAAGAAGAUAUCUCCAAGGUCGCUUUUGGAGCAACAACUCCCAAAUGUUGCAGAGCAAUCAAAAGCUAAUAUAAAAUUAGCUAGUGAAAAGCUGUUUUUAACAUUUGAUCAACCAACUUUGAUUUAGUCAAUUAAGAAUAGUAAAUGCACUUAGAAAUAUUAGUAGGUACCUAUAUUAUCUAGUAGAAAUUUAAUGUAAUAGAAAAUACAUACAUAAUUUUAUUGAAUAUCAGCAAUAAUUAACAGGUGCCAUUAUAGAAUAACUUACUGACAUGUAUUUUAUAGAUAGUUAAACUAACGGCAUGUAGUCGGCAAUAAGGCUAACAAUUGUGCAUUCCUUCUGAAAAUCAUUCCAUUUAUUUAGCCAUGUAAGAUAAAUAUUUUUUUAUGCUGGCAGCUUUUAUUUUGUGUUUGCUAAUUAAAAUCGUAACAAAUUAAAACAUACAUUUGCAACAUACUUUCAAGUAUCUAGUUAAACUUAUUGUUUAGUUAUGGAUUUACGUUGGCCAAAAUGUAUUAAGUAAUAAUGUAGUAGGAAAAAGUAAUAUUUGUUUAUUUGUUAGCAUGAGUUUUAUACAAUAAGCGAUCAUUGUUAUGUUGCAGCUAAGAAUCUCAGAAUGAAUCUAUAUCUAUUUGUAAUAUGUAUUAUUGAUCAAGACGUUAAUAAAUUAAUAGCAAAGA
Messenger RNA from Trichoplusia ni (cabbage looper), 3480 nucleotides. It is a transcript of the gene Atg101, whose product is annotated as autophagy-related protein 101. Bases 1991 to 2926 code for a protein of 311 amino acids. Gene Ontology annotation, cellular component: phagophore assembly site. Lineage: Eukaryota; Metazoa; Arthropoda; Insecta; Lepidoptera; Noctuidae. The transcript is spliced from 8 exons. Gene Ontology annotation, molecular function: ATP binding; protein serine/threonine kinase activity. Gene Ontology annotation, biological process: autophagosome assembly; autophagy; protein phosphorylation. The record is from RefSeq and is a predicted model, not a curated record.